Molecule: messenger RNA, 3255 nt
Organism: Clunio marinus
Lineage: Eukaryota; Metazoa; Arthropoda; Insecta; Diptera; Chironomidae
Source: the annotation of a GenBank genome assembly
AUGUCGAAUUCACUUCCAAAGCUCGUGGAUUUUUCGACUCCAAGAGAAACAUUUCUGAUGGGAAUUGAGCUUAUGCUCAAAAACUUUAUCACGAAAAAAGAAAACCAGUUUGAUUUCCCAUCUACAUUAUCGGAAGACGAAAGAGUCAUGGUGAAAGAUGUUGCAUCUAAACUGGGACUGAAAUUUAAAACGAGCGGCAAAGGCUUGGACACUCAAAUAAUUGUUUUUAAAAGUGAAGAUCAAUUAGUCUUAUAUGAACAUCCAAUGUUGUUAACACGAAAUCGUUCAAGGCAUGUCAUAAUGAAAAUUUUGGAAACUUUGAAAGAAAUGAAAGUUUCUUUAUCAUCAUUUUAUUGCUUACGUAUCGCAAAUAUCAACGUAAACUUCCUUCCAUUCAGUUUUGUUGUGAUCGGAAAUAUUUCUAAUCGAUCCAAAAAUCAAAUUUCCGUUCCUCCAACAAAUAUAAAUUUCUCACGUUUUGAAAGUCGUCAACGUUUACCAAUUUUCCAAUAUCGAAACAACAUUUUAAACUUUAUUGCAAAUCAUCAAAUCGUUAUCAUCGAAAGUUCAACUGGAUAUGGAAAAUCAACACAAAUCCCUCAAUAUGUCUUGGAAGAAUAUAACAAAAUGAACAAGCCAUGUCGUAUUAUUGUUGCUGAACCUAAAAGCAUUUGUGUAACAACAUUGGCUAAACGAAUCAGUUUUGAACGUGGAGAAUCACUCGGAACUACAGUCGGUUAUCAAAUCAGACUUGAAUCGAAGAUUGCACCAACUUCAAACUUAAUCUUUGUCAAGAGCAACUCCGUCAUAAGAAUUUUAAUGAGCGAGAAACCUGAAGAGUUCUUCCAAAACAUCUCAAUGUUAAUUAUUGACGAGGUUCAAACACGAGACGUAUUUUGUGAUUUUCUUUUGCUUUGUGUCAAGGAAAACUUGCAUUUAUAUCCUCAUUUGAAAGUUAUCAUUCUAUCAUCAACUGCUGCAGCAAAUAAAAGUAAUUUGAGCAGUUAUUUUGAUCAAUGUCCAAUUGUUAAACUGCCAGAAAUACCAAAAAAUAUCAAAGAAUUCUUUUUGGAAGAUAUUUUAAAGGAAAUCAACUUUGAAGUUCCUCAAGACGUCUCUGCAUGUGUUCCUGGUUUAGUGAAGGAUUUUUCUGAUGAUAUGAAGAAAAAAGUUGACAAUUUGUUGAUAAAAAUGACUUCUGGUGAUGAAUUUGAAAGCGCAUUUCUUGAAUUUUGCUACAUCGUUGAAACAAAGAAUGUUCCCGUUGAUUAUCGAUGCAUUGAAAGUCACAAAACUCCUUUGAUGAUUGCAGUUGAAGGAAAUUUAGAAGAACAAGUCGUCAUGCUUUUAAAACUCCAAGCCAAUAUUUUAUUAACAAUCAAAAUGAACGAACGUGAAAUGACAGUUUAUGACAUUGCAGUCGCCAAGAAGAAUGAGAAGAUUCAAAAGAUUUUAAUGAAUUAUACACGAGGACAAUUUCAAGAAAUGCUUUUUGAUGACAUGAAAAGUUCACCUCAAGAUCGGAUGCUUUUGAAUUGUUAUUACAAGAGUUUAAUGCAGCCAGGAGUUUAUCUUGAGAAUGUCAUCGACUUUAAAUUGUUAACAAAAGUUAUCAGCAAUUUGCACUUCAAUACACCAAGAGACGAAACUUUUCUGGUUUUUCUGCCUGAUCUUGAUGACAUCGUUCACCUCUCAAACAAUCUCUUCAGUGCUCUUGAUACAAACUACGAAAUCUUCAUUUUAAACAAUCGAACUCAGAACAAUCAUCAACUUGAUGUCUUCAGUGAUCUUCCAAAACAUAUUCGUAAAAUUAUUCUUGCUACAAACAUUGCCGAGUCGAGUAUCAUCGUCAAUAAUGUGACUUACGUCAUUGACAGUGGACGACAGAAACAGAAAACCUUCAAUCCAAUAAAUCGCAUUUCAAGUUCAGAGACCAAAUGGAUUGACAAAGAAUCAGCUGAACAACGUAAGAAACGAGCUACUGGGAAAGAAAAUCGAACUGGCGUCGUUUAUCGCUUUUACUCUCGUGAUUGCUUCAAAUAUUUUGCUAAUCACUCAAAAUUGGAAAUUUUAAGAUGCGACUUAAGUAACAUUUGUUUGAAAGCUGCAAUGGUUUUGAAGUCUGACGGGAAAAUUGCUGAAUUCUUAUCUAAAGCAAUUGAUCCACCAUCAAGUUAUGCAAUUUCUCACAUCAUUCAAUUUUUACAUCUUUCUGAAGCUUUACAAUAUAACGAGAAACUCACUGAACUUGGCUUCUAUCUUGCAGACAUUCAAAUUAACACAAAACAUGCCAAAAUGAUUAUUUAUGGAAUUUUAUUCAAAUGUUUAGAUCCAGUCUUGACCAUUGUUAGUAUUCUCGCUGCUGGCGAUCCAUUCUCAGCAACUGUUUGUGAGGAUGAUCGCAAGAAAUGUCAAAAGUUGAAGGAAGAAAUUGACGAUGGAACAUUUUCAGAUCACUUUGUGUUGUUGAGAAUAUUUCAGAAGUGGAACGAAUACAUCACGACCAAUAAAUUUGAUGACAACUUUUGUGAUGAAAAUUUCGUUAAUUCUGGCACAAUGUUUCGUGUAAUGGACAUUCGACAAAAGAUUCUUGGAUAUUUACGAUCAAUGAAGCUCGUUCACAGUGUUGGAAAUCUUUCAGCUUACAAUCAGUAUUCAUGCAACUAUUCGAUGAUUAAAAUGUGCAUUGUUGCUGGUUCAUAUCCUGACAUUGCACGUGUAAUUAAAGAAACAGGAGAAAUCGUCACAAAAUUCGGUGACAAAGUUUCCAUUGACCCAGGAAGUGUUGUAAAACCAGGAAAUGCUGGAAAGGAUCAAUUAUUAACUCAAUGGAUGAUCUUCGAAGAGAAAAAUCGAAAUGGAGAAGAAACUUCAGCAAAGAUUUGCACAUUGGCAACUGAUUUGAGUGUCAUUUUUGCAUGUGGUUAUGGUGCGAUGGUUCAUUCCGACAGUUUCUUCGAUGAUAAGGAAAAGGAUCCAAAUGAAAUUGUUGAAAUUAAAAUUGAUAAUUUCAUCAAGUUUUCAGCUGAAAUGGGAUUCGCAUUGGGAUUAUGGAACAUCCGUAAAAGAGUUAACGUUUUGAUGGAUCGCUUCUUAUCCAAUCCAGAAAAAUUUAAGAUCCGUGAAGAAGACGAAGUCUUAAUUCAUGGAAUUGCUACGUUGUUGCAACUUGAAGAUGAAGAUGCUGGAUUUAAAUUUAUUCACGAUGGAAUUUCUGCACGUCCAAGAGUUGUCACAUGCAGUUCAAUUGCUUAA